Molecule: messenger RNA, 1355 nt
Organism: Procambarus clarkii (red swamp crayfish)
Lineage: Eukaryota; Metazoa; Arthropoda; Malacostraca; Decapoda; Cambaridae
Gene: mRpL52
Product: mitochondrial ribosomal protein L52
Biological process (GO): mitochondrial translation
Cellular component (GO): mitochondrial large ribosomal subunit
Molecular function (GO): structural constituent of ribosome
Source: RefSeq, a predicted model, not a curated record
AAACGGGAGGUAAACAAACACCAGCAUGGCUGGCUCUGUUGCUCGAGGCCUCUUCAGCGUCAAUGGUAGUCUUGCUGGCAUUUUACGCAACGUUUUUACUAUUUAAUGGUGCUUUGAGAUACGCAAAUUCCAGGCAUAUAUCAACUACACCAUGUGCAUUAAGAAAGUUCCAAAAAGGUUUUAAAACAUCAAUGGGAGCCUGUGGACCACUGAUUGAUGGGGUUGACUACACCUUCAUUGACGGUCGACCCACUCCACUUCGUGUUGGACAGAGGAGAAGAGCUCAGGAGCAGCGGGAAGUUUCGGCUAAAGUCAUACAACUUAUGAAAGAAACAAAGUUUGCCAUUGAACGCCAGAAAAGUCUCCAACUUGAAAAGCAGAAAAUAAAACAGCAAUUUUUGGAGGAAAAACUCAAACCAAAAGGUUACAAGUUACUACAACAAUAAGCUAAUGACCAAAAAUACAAUUAUUAUGUUUUCCAGAGAUGUGUAUUGUUGAACUUGAAUGUUACAUUGAUAACUGGUGUCUGCUAGAAAAUACAUUCUUAAGGACUACUAUAAUGUUGAGAUCUGUGCUUGGCAGCAUACUGUAAUUUAUUAUCAAUUCAGAGUAUUUUAGUAACCAUUGUACUUUGGGCAAUAAAUACAGUAUAAUAAAUUCAAUCACUUAACUAGGAAGAAAAAAUCCAAUUAAUUUUUUUUUUUGAGAGGUGGCUGGCUGUACACAGGUAAAUUUGUCACUUCUUUACUCUUACUAAAUAGUAUAUAUAAAGUUUAUAGUAGUUAAUUUUACUUUUCAUGUCUGCUUAAAAUAUUUGUAUGACUAUUCAAACAUAUAAUAGAACACUUUUGUGCACAUUUUUUUCAUUUUUAUAAGUUUAUUAUUAAUAGUAAGUUUGUAUACCCUUAUACUCAAUAACAACAUAUUACUAUUUGGUUACAAGGAAUCUACUAUUAUGGAGGUGCAUUGACCACCUUUCUUCAGGUGGAGAAAGCCUGUGCAUUCAAUGUACCAGAAUUUGGUGACCUAGUUUAACAAUAUCUUUAUAUUUAAAACUUCCCAAAAUUACUUGAAACCAUAUGUUUUUCAACUGAUUUGAAAUUCUUUACAACUUCUGGUCAUUGAAUUCUGGUUCAGUACCUGCUUGCUCCACCCAAGAUUUAAAUAAUUUUUUCUAUUUCCUGUAUAACCAAAUGUAAUGAUCGUUCUGUCAGAACACUUCUCCCAUUACAUUCAGCUUACAAGUGCACCAAUUUUUAUUCAAACAGGAUUCUAAUGUACUGUAAAUACUAAUUAUUACACUUUUGACUUUGAAAAUGUAAUGUACAUAAUACAAAUCUAAAAUGAUAGCUUAA